CUUCUUUUAUUUUUUCGCUGCUUCUGCUCAACAUUCGUUGUGUGCUUUGUGAUUGAGUAACGGAAAUCCCACUUUCAAUCAGCCAAUAUGGACAUACCUUCGUCGCACAAAACCAUGUCUGCCGGCAGCGACCACCAGCUGGUCAAGUACAAGACCGGCAAGUACGCCUUCGAGGUCGCCUGCCGCCCCGGCAAUGUGAUGAAGUGGCGCAAGGGCGAGCUCGGCUGGUCGGACGUGCUUCUCGUCGACGUUGUCUUCAAGCAGUUCUCCAAGGGCGAGCGCGCCAACGCCGCUGAUCUUGCAGGUGCGUUUGGCACAGAGGACAACGACGCGUGCCUCAAGGUCAUCUGCGAGAAGGGCCAGGUCGCCGAGACUGCCGCCGAGCGCAAGGAGAAGACAGACAAGCGACGUGCAGAGAUUGUUUCGUACAUCCACAAGUACUAUGUCAACCCCACCAACAACCUCCCGCAUCCAGUGACGCGCAUCGAACUCGCGUUGGGCGAGAUGAAGCCCCGCAUCGAUCCCGAAGUCCCAGCCGACCGCCAGGCCCACGACAUUAUCAAAAAGAUGGUCGAGAUCAUUCCUUUGAAGAAGAUGGAGAUGGAGGGUACUCUGUUCAUCCCCCACAAGCACCUGGGAUCCGCCAUGACGGUCGUGCACAAGUGGGUCCAAAAGAAGGGCGAAACUUACAACGGUGAAGGCUGCACCAUGGAGAUCUCGGUCGUUCCUGGAGACUAUGACUCCUUCAUUGCUGACAUUAACAAGGCCACCAAGGGCGAGUUCCAAUUCGAGGUCUUUGGUGCCAGCGCACUUGCUGCCAACGACGGUGGCGAAGCCGCUGCCAAGAAGGGCAAGGGCAAGGGUCGCGCCAAGUAACUCCCCCUCUGGUUCUCUCCUUCGGGUCUGUUCAACCGUGACAAUUGAGGGUGGUGCAGGGUCAAGGGAUGCCGUUAGGGCUUGUUGAUUCGAGCUCAUUGCUUCCUUCCCCCUAUUUCCAGGCAUUUUGCAAUCAUGCCAAUGCAAUCUUACUACCUUUUUUUUCCCCCACCAUCCUCCCUUUUUCCAAUCUGAGAUUUUUUUGCAUCUUGCCUUUUGUUCUCUAAAGUACAAUUACAAUUUUUACAAAUAGCUGACGUUCUCCCCUCUCUUUAUCGCUCCAACAAUAAUUCUG
This is a messenger RNA of Capsaspora owczarzaki ATCC 30864, 1171 nucleotides long. RefSeq lists its product as hypothetical. The record is from RefSeq and is a predicted model, not a curated record. Lineage: Eukaryota; Filasterea; Ministeriida; Capsasporidae. Gene Ontology annotation, biological process: ribosome biogenesis; cytosolic ribosome assembly. The transcript is spliced from 7 exons. Bases 88 to 876 code for a protein of 262 amino acids.